UGCAUUUGAACAAACACGUCGGCUCGAUAGCGCGUGCGCGCCCACCCACACACGUCGAAGUGAACGCGCGUUAAACACAGUACACUAUCGUCGUUAAACAGUGGUUCUACGCACACUUCAUAAUAUUAUUAUUAUUUAAACGUCGCACAAAACUGUUAUUAUAUUAAUAUUAAAAUUAUUAUUUACCGAUUGAACAAUAUUAUCAUGCUGGUACCCGGCGAAUUUCCUACGGCUACCCGCGGGUCACCGACUCCGUACCCGCUGCAGUCGUGCGAGUGACGACUAUCCCCGCUGGCACCCACCGCCCGACAUUGACGUCCGCCGACUUGUUGGACUCGGUGCAACGAUGACCGCCACCCGAUACUUUACCGUGGACUCGGUGGUCCAACCGGUACAGCCGGCAGCCUCCACCGCAGCCACGACGACUGCAGACUCCUCCACCGCAGCUCCGAGCGCCGGACGCGGUGGUAUCGUGCAGGUCGUGGCCGGUUGUAACCGCGAUCGUGACCAAACCGCUACCACAACCGCAUCUUCGUCUCCGCUCCAGCCCGCCGUGGACCAUCGACCGACGUCCGUCAAUCACCUUCCACUUUUGACGACGACUACGCACUCGUCGUCCGGUGACGCUCAACGACAACAGUUACACCGGAAACGAUAUUCCGUCACUGACUUGAUGGACAAACUUCUGGAAGACAUUUACAGAGUAGGUGGUAGCAGCGUGGCCUCCGAAUCGUCGACAGACCAGACGAAUUGGAGUGACGGCGGCGGUAGGCCAACGAUCGCCACGAACGAAGGAUGGUCCAAGAGACUGACAAGAAAAAGUGUGGAAGAGCUGUCUACCACUGUUGACUUGCUCAGAGACCAGUUGAAUGUGUGCUGCGAAGCGCUUGUAAAGGCGCUGAAGAGGAGGGACAUUCUGAUUGCGCGCCGGGACGCCAAAUGCAACAUGAUAACGGCUCUGUUGCACGCGUACUCCAUGAAACGAAACCGUCCGGUGUUCGAACCGUCGCCGCCGUCAUCCCGUCCGGGCAAGUCGAGACCUGCGAAAUAUUCCUUAUCAAAACACAUUUUGAAGACGGGUGAUGUGAUGAAUGGUUUGCUCAACACGUUGAAGAACAUUGCCAGUCUCAGCGAAGACACCAAAAUGAGAUUCAACAUGAAACCUGGACCCGGUGACACAGACUUUGAACAGUGGCAGAGCGCUAUGAAAAUGGUCGCGAGACUUCCGGACGGCGUGCCACAUGAGUUCCGGAACACGUUAUGGUUGACUCUGGCGGAAAAAUACUUGUCGUCCAGGAACGUGGAGUGGCCCAAGGUGGAACGAUUUUGUUUCAACGACACGACCAACCCGGACGACGAGGAGUUGGGCGUGCAGAUCGUCAAGGACCUGCACCGGACCGGUUGUAGCCUGUUCUGCGGUUCGUCCGGACUGGAAAACCAAGCGCUGCUAAAACGGGUGCUGUUGGGGUUCGCUCGAUGGAACAAAGCAGUCGGAUACUGUCAGGGGUUCAAUAUGUUAGCAGCGCUCAUACUGCAAGUGAUGGAAAAAAACGAAUCCGACGCCCUAAAGGUAAUGAUAUACUUGAUCGAAGGUGUGCUUCCCGAAGGUUACUUUGCCAACAAUCUCCGUGGACUGUCUGUGGACAUGGCCGUGUUCAGAGACUUGCUGAGAGUCAGGCUGCAAAACCUAUCGAGACAUUUAGACCGGUUACAGACUGAAUCGAAGGACUCCGGAACCAGCUACGAACCACCCCUCACGAACGUAUUCACAAUGCAGUGGUUUCUCACGCUGUUUUGCAAUUGUCUUCCUCAGCGCACAGUGCUUCGGGUCUGGGAUUUAAUAUUUCUUGAAGGAAGCACAGUUCUUUUGAAAACCGCCUUAGCUAUCUGGGACGCUUUGUCCGACCGGAUAAUGACGGUGACAAGUGCAGAUGAAUUUUAUAGUAUUAUGGCUGUCCUCACCAGAGAAAUGCUUGAGUUCGGUUUAAUGGACGCCAACAAUUUAAUCAACACAAUCAGUACUAUGAACGAACUAGUCGAAGUCAAAGAACUCCGAGAAAGAUACAUGUACAAUAUAAAUCCGUGGGUGAGUCACGUGGCGAAACGAGGACUGCGAUUGUUCUACACAGAGUCUGACAUCGAGGAGACGGACAGCGAUGACGACAUCGAUGGUAAAUCUUCUUCGGUGGUCACUGCAAACAAUGACCGAAAGGACGGCUUCAGGACGAAACACAACAAAUCCGGUAGAAGCAAUAGGCAGCCGACUCCCAGUUUGGAAUCCGAAAGAGAAAAGGUGGCGUUAGACAUAUCUUCAUUGAAGAAACAGUACAGCAAACUCAAAGAAAGACAGAAACAGGUCCAAGUCAUUUUGACAGCUGCAUGUAACGGACAAAACUUUAUUGGGACCUCUAACUCUUCAGCGAUGAAUCAUUUACUGUUCGGCAAAACAGCUCUCAGAUGCACAUCGAUCGGCCCCAUACCCGGAUCCAUACCGUUAAAAUACAUCCAAGAUGUCAAGAAACCGGAACCCAAAACAGAACCACGAGUCCGAGAAAAACGGACCGUGUCGUCGUCAUCGUCUUCGUCUACGUCCACUGAACUCUGCGACGAUCCCGCGUCCGAUUGCUGCAGCGAACGGUCGGUGGAUGACGAUGGGUGCAACGGCCACGAUGAAGAUGGAGACGGAAAUUCUGAUCUGAUCGUCGACGUCGUUGUAAAAUGUCGUCUACCAGACGUAAAAUCCGGCAAUGACGAUGACAGUGACGUGAGUCUAGCCGAAAUGUUGAGAGCUAAUUCGGAACUGUUAAAGCGGAUGUGCAGAGGGAAAGCUCCGGCGGACGAUCCAGAAAUAGACUUGGAAGAACGGUUGCCGGACUUGAUCAACGACAUCGGCAUGCUUGGCGAAUCGUUGACCCCCGUAGAGACUUCGACCUCAGACGGCAACUUCCGAGACUUGUUUUCGAACGACUCUAUAACCACUGUCGAGAGUUCCACCGACAACUUCCGAGAUUUGUUAACGGGUGAAGCGCAAUCUGUAGCCGAGACUUCCGCCGACAGUGACUUCCGAGACAUUUUUGCGGACGAGUCAUUAUCUGCAGCUGAACGCGAUGAUCGAGUACUUCCGCCCCAGCAAUCGAAAGGAAUCCAAGACAACAUUGAGGAUUCCGCUACGCCGGCACCGAAACCAUUUGCUCCGUUCCCUUCGAAAGUCAGGCAGCCCAAACGGCUCGGCAUCGAGUUGGGUCUAUACCCGGACGGCUCGAAUUGAUUUCUUCCUUUUUCCGAUGGUUAAUUACAGAAUUUUAAAUUUUAAAAUAAAAACAAUCAUCAUUAAGUAUUUUUUUACAUAAAAUAAUUUUUUUUCGACGAUAUUUUAAAUAUUAUUAUAAUUUAUUAUUAUCGUCACGUCGUACGAGUAGGUCACAUAAUUUUUGUAAGCGACUGAUGCUUGAUCUUUUUAAAUGUUUUUGAAAAUUUUACCACACAUGUGAUAUUUUGUAAAAAAAAACCAAAUCCAAACGUUUCUUUUCGUAUAUAUAUUUAUUGGUAUUGAUAUUAUAUAAUAAACAUUACGAUUAAUAAUAAGAAUAUCAUAAUAUAUAAAUGGAUGAGUAUUAGUAUGACAUAUUAUUAUUAUUUAUGUAUAAUUAUUAACUACUAAUUAGCUUUAAAAAAUGUCGCCUAUCACAGUCAUCCUUGACACUUUCCAGUGAUUGAGCUUCAUUAUUUUUGUGUUCUGGAGUAUUUUUAUCAUAAACUUAUAUUAAUACUAUUAUAUAGGUAUUAUACAUAAUAUAUACAAGUUAUAUUUAUUUUUUGUGAAACGAAUAAUGAAUAAUGAAUAACAUAACAAUAUGA
Messenger RNA from Metopolophium dirhodum (rose-grain aphid), 3858 nucleotides. RefSeq names its product TBC1 domain family member 30-like. The transcript has 13 exons. Gene Ontology annotation, cellular component: endoplasmic reticulum. The record is from RefSeq and is a predicted model, not a curated record. NCBI's taxonomy places the organism in Eukaryota, Metazoa, Arthropoda, Insecta, Hemiptera, Aphididae. The coding region runs from base 347 to 3268 and encodes 973 amino acids.